AUGUUAACUAUUAAAAGAUUACUUUUAAAUCAAAACCUAUUUAAAAGUAGUUGUAAUUCCACAGGUAUCAUUUCAAUUAAUUACAAUAGUAAUAAUAAAAUUUGUUUUUUCAGUUCUUCUUCAACAUUAAUAAAUAAAACUAAUGAAAUUUUAGAUAUUGAAGAUAAUAAUAAUAAUAAUAAUGAAAUAUCAUCAUCACCAUUAUUUUUAAAAGAAACAAUUAAAGAAUUUAAAUUAAAAAAAGAAUUUAUUGAAAAGUAUUCAAAAAAGAAAGCACCAUUUGGAUUUGGAGUAUUGGGUGAGAUUGUAUAUAGAAGAAGUUAUUCGAGAGUUAAAGAGGAUAAUACAAAUGAACAAUGGUUUGAAACCGUUGAGAGAGUUGUAAAUGGUACAUAUAAUAUUCAAAGGAAAUGGAUAGAAAGACAUGGUUUAGAAUGGAAUCAAAAUAAAGCUCAAAAAUCUGCACAAGAAAUGUAUAAUCGUAUAUUUGAAAUGAAGUUUUUACCACCUGGUAGAGGUUUAUAUUCUUGUGGUUCUUCAACUACUGAAUCAAAAGGUUUAUUCGCUGCUUUAAAUAAUUGUGCUUUCGUUAGUACAUUAGAUAUUAAAAAGAAUCCUUCAAAACCAUUUAUAUUCUUAAUGGAUGCUUCAAUGUUAGGUGUUGGUGUUGGGUUCGAUACAAAAGGUGAAAAUUCAAUUAUAAUUAAAGGUCAAUUACCACCACCACCACCACAACAACAACCACAACAACAACAACAACAACAUGGUCAAAAUAAUAAUAUAUUUAUUGUACCAGAUAGUAGAGAAGGUUGGGUAGAAUCAGUUCAAUUAUUAUUAGAUUCAUACUUUUUAAAAAGGAAUAAUCCAAUAUUUGAUUAUAGUUCAAUUAGAAAAAAAGGUGAACCAAUUAAAGGAUUUGGAGGAGUUUGUUGUGGUUAUGAACCUUUAAAAGAAUUACAUGAUGAAAUUAGAGCUUUAUUGAAUAAAUGUAUUGGUAAACCAAUUAGUUCAACAAAUAUUGUGGAUUUAAUGAAUUUAAUUGGAAAAUGUGUUGUAUCUGGUAAUGUUCGACAAGCUGCAGAGAUUGCAUUUGGUGAUCCAAAUUCUCAAGAGUAUAUAGAUUUAAAAAACUAUCAAAUCAAUCCACAACGUGCUUCAUUUGGUUGGUGUAGUAAUAAUAGUGUAUUUGCAGAACUAGGUAUGGAUUAUUCAAAAGUUUGUCAAAGUAUACUUCAUAAUGGUGAGCCUGGUUUAGCAUGGUUGGAUAAUAUGAAAGCGUAUAGCAGAAUGGUGCCAACCGAAUUGGAUUAUAAAGAUCGUAGAGCAAUGGGUGGCAACCCAUGUUUAGAGCAAACUUUAGAAUCUUAUGAACUUUGCUGUCUAGUUGAAACGUUUCCCAACAAUCACGAGAGUUUAGAAGACUAUUUAAAAACUUUGAAAUACGCAUUCCUAUAUGCCAAAACCGUUACACUCGGUUCCACCCAAUGGCCCGAUACCAAUAAGGUACUGCUCCGUAAUAGAAGAAUCGGAUGCUCCAUGAGUGGUAUAGCACAGUUCAUUCAUUUCAAUGGGUUGCAUCAACUUAAGGAUUGGUGUGUCAAUGGUUUCAAGCUUUUGAAUGAAUUGGAUGAGAAGUAUUCCGAGUGGUUGGCAAUACCGAAAUCAAUAAAGAGAACAUCGAUUAAACCAAGUGGCACUGUGUCGUUGUUGGCUGGUGCCACACCUGGCAUGCAUUAUCCGAUAUCUGAAUAUUACAUUAGACGUAUAAGAAUUCAAAAAGAGAGUAACCUAAUUCCACCAUUGGUAGAAGCCGGCUACCAUGUUGAGCCAGCCUUUGAGAAUAGUACCAAUGUUGUAGUUGAAAUACCCAUUCAUUCAGGUAAAGGUAUUAGAUCUGCAAAUUCAAUAACAAUGUGGGAACAAUUAUCAUUAGCUUCUUUUCUUCAAAAAUAUUGGGCUGAUAAUCAAGUGAGUUGUACAGUCUCUUUUGAUCCAAUUAAAGAGGGUCCACAAUUAAAACAUGCCUUAGAUUACUUUCAAUAUCAAUUAAAAGGUGUAUCAUUUUUACCAAAUUCUUCAACAACUACAUCUGUUUAUAAACAAAUGCCUUAUGAAGAAAUUGAUGAAACUCGUUACAACCAAAUCAUUGCUAACCUAAAACCUGUUGAUUUUCAAAAGUUAAAUAAUUCCCCUUUAGAGCCUACUCCUGAUAAAUUUUGUGAUUCUUCAAGUUGUACAAUUGUUUCUGAUAAUUCUGAAACACUUAAUAAUUUAUAA
Molecule: messenger RNA, 2277 nt
Organism: Dictyostelium discoideum AX4
Lineage: Eukaryota; Evosea; Eumycetozoa; Dictyosteliales; Dictyosteliaceae
Gene: ndrJ
Product: ribonucleoside triphosphate reductase
Exons: 1
Coding region: 1-2277 (758 amino acids)
Source: RefSeq, a predicted model, not a curated record